This is a messenger RNA of Sycon ciliatum, 887 nucleotides long. RefSeq names its product tubulin-specific chaperone A-like. Gene Ontology annotation, cellular component: microtubule cytoskeleton; cytosol. Bases 119 to 454 code for a protein of 111 amino acids. Gene Ontology annotation, biological process: post-chaperonin tubulin folding pathway; tubulin complex assembly. Gene Ontology annotation, molecular function: beta-tubulin binding. The transcript is spliced from 4 exons. The record is from RefSeq and is a predicted model, not a curated record. NCBI's taxonomy places the organism in Eukaryota, Metazoa, Porifera, Calcarea, Leucosolenida, Sycettidae.
GAUAAAAGUCAAAAAACAGCAACAAAAACAGCAACCUCGUGGAGCUGCCUAGGAAGAGAACGAACCCGUUUCGAGGAGAGCCAGCCAGUUUUGUGUUUCGAAACCGUAUAAUUUAGCAAUGGAGAAGGACCCUCGUCUCAAGGCGCUGACCAGACAAACUGGAAUCACGAAGCGCUGUGCCAAAGAUGUCGAGUCUUACGAGAAGGAGCUUGUGCAGCUAACGGCAAAGCUCACUCAAAUGAUGGAGGAGGGCAAAGAUCAGUACGAUAUCAAGCACCAGAAAAGUGCGAUAGCUGAGACGGAGGCGGUACUUCCAGACUGCAAACGACGGAAAGAGAGAUCCAUCGAUGAACUGCGAGUACUCCUGGCUGAUUGUAAAGAGCUGGAUGUCUCCGCAGAGUACGUCGCGGCUCAGGAGCUCCUCGCCAAGAUCACCGCUGAAGAAGAGGAGUAAGGCGAGACGUGUGUAGUUGUAUUUGGUGUGAAUGUUUUCCCAUGUCGUCGACGGUGCUGUUCACCCAAUGAUGAUCCUCUGCUAUGGAUGAGAUUCUGCUUUCAUUGAGGCAGAAGAUAGCUGAAGACUUUUCCUUUCUCCACUGGUCUUCGUCUUCUCCGCCUCUCUGGCAGUGAGAAUAGUCUUGCAAUGUCCAGUUUGCCAUAUCUACACCGUUGUGUGCUGAUAUUGCACCUGUGCUGCGCUAUCUCUCUAUUUGGUCUUCAUACCGUAUAACAGUGAUAUGUUUAUGUGCACAUAUUUCAGACAAAUUCCUUUAGUUCGAUUGACGCUAUGAUUGAUUUUUGGUUCAUGAUAAACAGGGUUUUAAGAAGCGCUUUGAUCAUACAUGUAUGAAGAUUUGCUUUGUAACCAUAAUUUUCUGCUUCUCUGC